UCGCUUUUGAAGGGGCAGGGGCAGGAACAAAUCACUUUCCCUUUCUUUCCAGUAAUGUAAGUUUACAUACGAUCAACAGAGAACUUGGAGCCUGUUAUUUUGUUCCUUAUGCAUGUGGACCUCAUCCUUGUGCUGAAGAAGACUAAGAGGUACUGAUAUACUCCAUAUUGCUGAGUCUUGCAGCAGCAAUUGAAGAAUAUGUAUCUCUUCCUCCUUUCUGUUUUAUAUUUGUUUUUCAAAGCCACUGGCAGCAAAGAGGUUAUAUUUGGUCAUAAUCAUUUCACAGAAUAUCAAGUGGGCAACAUGAACCUGAUUCUCUCUGUCCCACAUGGUGGGUCAAUGGAACCCAAAGACAUCCCUGAUCGAGAAGCUGGCUGUUGGGAUGCAAAGACUUCCUCUUGUAUUUUCUCUCAUGAGUGUCCUUCUGGAAGUAUUCAAAGUUAUAAGAAAUGCAAAGUGUCUACCAACCAAGACAGGUAUACUAUAGAGGUGGCUCAGGCUCUUGCUGAAGAAAUCAACAAAAUUACUGACGGCUUCUUCCCACAUAUGAUUAUAAACCACCUUCAGAGGUUCAAGAUGGAUGCUAACAGGGAAAAGGAAGAAGCCUCCUUUGGAAUUCCCCAAGCAGAGCAGGCCUGGGAAGAGUAUAUGGGAUUUUUAACCACUGCAAAAUCACAGAUGACAGGGGGCCUGAUCCUGGAUAUCCAUGGGCAAGCACAUCCUGAACGGUGGAUAGAACUAGGUUACACGCUUUCAAAAACUUCCCUUAACUCAGGCAUCUUUUCUGCGUCAUGUUCCUCAAUUAGCCAUCUGGCCAGUCAGCUAGUCAAUGUGUCUUCUGAGACUUUGGUUGCAGGGAACAGAAGUUUGGGUAAAUAUAUUGAAGUACAAAAUAACAGUUAUGUUUGUGUGCCUUCUCCAUCCAAUCCUAGCCCAAAUAAUGGGAGUUACUAUAGUGGUGGAUACAUAACAAAAAAUUUUGGUUCCCGCAGUUCUGGCACCGUUGAUGCCAUUCAGCUUGAGCUACCCCAGUGGGUGAGGGCAGCCGAAGAACGUCCCAGAUUUUGUAAAGCACUAGCAAGGGCUGUAAUGAAAUUCUGGCAAACCAACUACUGCAGCCAGUACAACCAUGAAUUUCUGCCAUGCUGAAAGAGGCUGUCUUGUUGAGAUACUUUUCCAUAAUACAGGAAUGAUCUGGAACAACAGAACAACUGAUACACCUGGAACAUUUAAGCCUGUAAUAUAAUUGUGGAUGUUGGUGGAAAGAAGCUAACCUGCAAAGGAAUAGAGAGACAUUGAAACACAGAAAAUCCACAGCUAAAACGAAGAAGUCCAUUAAGACACAGCUUUGUACUAGAUCCAGCACUGAAAAGAUUUCUUGAACAUGAGUGGGAUAUUUGGAAGUAUCACUUGCCUGGUAUGCUUUUCGGUGCUUAAUUUCUUUCCAGUAGCAUCCUCUGUUCUCUAGCACACAAUAAACAACUAUUCUUUUUUAAUGUAUUCUGUGCAGUGCAGUGCCAUAGUAGAUUAUAUAUUCAAAGAAAUGAAGUGUCUCUGCUUUUCUUGUGACACUUAAUGAUAUUAUCCCAGUGUAUUUCUUAUGUAAAAUGUUUGGGGCUGGAACUAGUUUCCAUUUGGUGUUUAUAAAGGCCUUAGAGUUGGAACUCUUCAAGUAAACAGUAACUCUUCAAGUAAACAGUACUCUUCAAGUAAACCUGCAGUAUUGACACGGUGAAUAACUAGCAGCAAGUGUACAUUAAGAGUCCUAGGAUGCUCCCUUCAAAUGGAAACCAAAAUAGUAACACCAACAGGCAUUUGGCCACAGAAGAUAUUCAUUAUGGGUUUUCUGACUUGUGCCACCCAGCAGGUUAGACUGGAUGAUACAGCCAAUCUCUGUUCGCACUAGAAUUCAUAAAGGUUUCUGUCAAUUCUACCUAUUCUACCCAUUUCUGAUUAUUGAAGUUCCUGCAGCAUCUUCCCUAAGGAAGGAGACAUCCAAUCUGAGAUCUCAGGCAAAAGAAUUUUCUUUUACAUAAUAUACAUUACAAUGGUCCUGGUUGAGAUCUUUGUCUUAGGGCCAUAAUGAAUUCUUAAAUGCUGAACGGGCUAUCCACUGAUUUCAACAGGAAUGAUUUUUACAUAAAUGCAAGAUCCCUUUAUCUUUUGCCAUGUGCUUUCCCAAGCAGAAGGGCAGCUCAUUAUGCAGCACAGGAUGAAAGAUGUUGUUCAAUAUGAUACUAUUAUUACUUGUGCUAGUUAAAGAUUUCAGUCUCCUAUUUAGAUGAAAAUAGAGAAUAAAACAUA
Molecule: messenger RNA, 2304 nt
Organism: Calidris pugnax (ruff)
Lineage: Eukaryota; Metazoa; Chordata; Aves; Charadriiformes; Scolopacidae
Exons: 3
Coding region: 199-1149 (316 amino acids)
Source: RefSeq, a predicted model, not a curated record